This is a messenger RNA of Mastomys coucha (southern multimammate mouse), 2994 nucleotides long. Its product is annotated as tripartite motif-containing protein 52-like. The record is from RefSeq and is a predicted model, not a curated record. Lineage: Eukaryota; Metazoa; Chordata; Mammalia; Rodentia; Muridae. The transcript has a single exon. The coding region runs from base 602 to 1489 and encodes 295 amino acids.
GACGGAGGUCCUCCAGUAGCCCGGAGCGUCAGGUUUCUUCCACCGGAAGAAACUGUUAGAACGUGUACACGUCAUUUCCAGGGGCUUCUUAUUGAGGAGCCGCGGCACAUGUGAGGCAGACGCCGGCUGACAGUGCUCGCAGCCGUGUGCUUGUCUCGCCAGCGGCUUCAGGAGCGAGCCGGCGAGGACUGCCGUGCCGUGAGUUGGUUGUUCUGACGAGUCGCGUCCCUCAGCGGGGCAGCGAGACCUCGAGUCCUUCGCGCCCCUCAGCCGGGCAGCGAGCGAGUCCUUUGCUCCCUCACUCCCUCGGCCGGGCAGCGAGGCCUUGACUCCUUCGCGCCCCUCAGCCGGGCAGCGAGCGAGGCCUCGAGUCCUUCGCGCCCCUCAGCCGGGCAGCGAGCGAGGCCUUAGUCCUUAACUCCCCUUGGCGUGGCAGCGAGGCCUACGGCCAAAGGCCCGCUCCCAGGGAAGGGCGUCCCCUCACCUUUGUGCCCUCGGGUGCGUGGUAUAGGCUAGGCCUUCCCCUUGGGGUUCCCGUGCCUUGCGCUUCUCGGCAGGGCAGCGAGGGCCUCUCAGUUUCUGAGGACCUUUGUGCUUUAAGAUGGCCGCCCCUACAGGGCCUCCCAGCCCUAUGCAGUCCCUUCGGGAAGAAGCAGUGUGCGCCAUCUGCCUGGAUUUUUUUAAGGACCCCGUGUCCAUCGGCUGUGGGCACAACUUCUGCCGGGGGUGCGUGACCCAGCUGUGGGGCUCGGAAGAUGAGCAGGCCCCCGAGCAGCCCGCCGCCGCCGCCGCCGCCUCCUCCGCCGCCGCUGCCGCCGCCGCCGCCGCCGCCUCCAGGGAGCAAGUCAUUAGAGAGGUUUUGUUCCGCAGGUUGGCAGAGCAGGAGCUGCUGGAGCGCCGAGCGCGGGCCCUGCAGGCCAUGGAGGCCGUGCAGGCCGUGCGGGCCGGCCGCUGGCUUGCGCACAACCACAGGAGGCUUGCGGCCAGAGCGGCCAGUGCGGCCAGUGCGGCCAAUGCGGCCAGAGUGGCCAGUGCGACCACUGCGGCCAGUGCGGCCAGAGCGGCCUCUCCUUCUCCCUCUCCCUCUCCCUCUCCCUCUGCCUCUGCCUCUGCAUCUCCCUCUCCCUCUUCCUCUUCCUCUCGGUGGGGCGAGGAGGAAGACAACUGGAACGGCAUGCAAGGGCUGGUGCGGGACCUGAGGAUCCGGGUUUUUCGGGACGAAGAGAGAGACGAACACCCCCAUGACGGCCACCAGUACCAUCACUAUGGCCGCCUCCGGCGCCGGCCAAUCUUCCGCCGGGGCCCCCCUCACCCACCAGUGCGGCGGCAGCUCUACCCAGAGGUCCGCGUCAGCUCCCCUCCUCAGCCCACUCCGCAGGUCUUCAGCUGCCCGCAGUGCCGGAGGACUUUCCCAACUCGCAGUUUUCGACCCAACUUGCAGCUGGCCAACAUGGUCCAUAUAAUUCGCCAGAUUGGCCCUACUUCGUGAAAUUGGCAAAGCCCGUGUUCUGAGGAUGAGGAAACCCCGGAGCUCGUCAGUGAGGUAGAAAAAAAGGCCGUCUGUACGGAUGGCCCUCUGCCUGGCAUCGAGUGCUGGGUUUGUAGCUCAGUAGCAGAACGACUGUUUGCCUAGCUUGUCCCCUCCGCUUUACAGUUGAUUUUGAAUGAAUGACUAUCGAGCUUCAGCUUUAGGAAAUAUUAGUCCUUUGUUGCUGUUAGCAGAGAAUUUACUUGAGGAAAACUGCUUUGCUUAGCUUCAUAAUCUGGCUUUCAGAACUCAAUGUGUUCAUGAACCCGUUAUUUGACUACUUAGAAUAUUUUUGAGGUUGUUAUUAGCUGAUUUGGGAACAUACUUUAUAGGAAUCUGUCAAUAAUUUUAUAGUAAUGACAUACUUAAGAUUUUUAGCAAAAGUUGAAAAGUUGUCAAGAUACACUGUGCUAUCUAUGUCUGUGGAUUGCUUUGAAAAUCUUCAGGUUGUCAUAAGCUAAGGAAGAAUAUGCUUAGUUCAAGUUUGCUUUGGAAGAUGUGGGGGUCUUUCAGUGUUCUUGUUAGAUGUAAAGUUCCUUGGUCAUUAAAGAGAACUUCAUUCAGCAUUUGAUCAACAAUUCCAACAUUAGAGAACCAAUGAAAAAUUGAAACUGGAAAUAUGAAACUUUGAAAAAUUAAAACUUUCAGCCAAAUUUUAAAAUGCACUGGCCCUUUAAUGGCAAUAGGCAAAUACUAACAUUUUUGUUGUGAAGUAUUUAAAGCAAAACUUGCCAAAAGCAGCAUAUAUAGGUAUAUAUUAGCAGAUUCUUAUAAAAAGUGCCUAAUUUUGUUGAUGAAGAACCAGAUUUAUAAAUAGUCUAUCUUUAAAUUUAAGUUAAUAUACAAAAUAAUGGACUUCAUUAUGAGGGUUUCAUAAUUGUGUAUCAUUGUACUUUGCUCAUAUUUGCUCCUCUGUUGCACUUUUCUCCCAACUGGUCUCUAUUCAUAUCCCUUGAGAUAAAAAACUUACUAAGCCUAAAUUCUAAAGGAGAAAUAUGUUUUUCACUGUUGCCUUUUCUUGCAACCCCAUCCUCCUUCCCUUUAGAGCCUCCUUUUCCUAUGUAGUCCCCCUUCAUCAAUGCUAUUUCAAGAAAAAAGACUAGAAUAUUCAGAAAUACUUAGUUGGUAUGUUUGUAACAAGUUAAAAAUCUAUAUGUGGUAGCUUUGAGAGGAUAAAUGUGUUUCACCUUGUCCAGUUUUUACUGAAUAGGUUCAAAAAGACUUUGUGGAAUUUAGAUAAGUCUGAUUGUUUUGACUAGAAACUUAAAGAGAAACGUGUGUGUAAACUAAAUGCAGAUAUGCAUUGCAUUUAUUUUUUCAGUUUUCUUACAUUUUUUUGUUUCUGUUCUUAUUUUUCCCUUGUUUUGUUUAACUGGAAGGAAACUGUUAAUGCCUUGUUAAAAGUGACUUAAAUUUUAUUGUAUUUUAUGCAGUAUCCAAUAAAGACAUUUUAAGUUUAACAGUGA